GUUCUUUAAGAAAGCUUAAAUUAUCAUCGCCUUUACCUUCUUGUUAUCCUUUCUACCCCACGCCCACUUCUACACCGCCACCAUUGUCAAUCUACGGCUUGACUUCCACCAACAAUGGCCAGGACUCAAGGUUUCGGGCUCACCCUUGGGGCGUGCUUGAUCCAACUUGCCACCCUCGUCUUUGCAAGCCCCAUCAAGGCCAAUGCUGUUGUCGAGCGGGAUCACGCAAGUUCGACGACGACGACGACCGUUUGGAUAGAGCCCACCACGCUUACGGUCAACCCCAGGGACCCAACUAUCACAAGGGAUGCCGGAUGGACGACCACAACCGGCCCGCCGCCCUUUACGAGCACCGUUACCUCAUCAUGCAUCACCUACGACUACAGCUACCCCCCUGAGGACCAUUCGCCCACCGUGUCAACAUCCACCGUCACGGCUCGCAGCACCAUCACAGUAACCGACACGGACCGGCCGCUCCAGACGCAGUACUACUUCCACCUCCCCACCGUGACCGUAACAACCCCACUGGCCACAUACGUAUCAUACCACUGCCUCAACACCAUGGUCGUCCAGUACCACGACUGGGAGCACCUGACCUGGACGUGGUCGAACUGGGCGCACACGGCGACGACCACAGGGCUGUGCGUGACGACAUCGACACGCUCGACCACCAUCCCGGGCGUCACGCUCCCCGCGCAGCCGCCCUCGCGCACGCUCGAGGACUGGGAGUACUUCAGCGAGCCGGGGGUGUCGGUGGUGACCAAGCACUCGGUCGCCGUCGUGACCGACGUCCGCGCCACCCUCGACGCCACCACCACCCGCACCGUCUGCGACGCCCGCAACCCGCGCCCGACCAUCACCUCGCCGUUUACCGUCGUUCGUCCGCGCACGACUGUGACGACCACCGAGACGAUUACUACUGGGUGCGCCGGGGGUGCUGCUGCUAAGGUGCGGAGGCAGGGGAGUGGGACGGGCGAGGGCUCGCAGGUCUAUCCGCCGGUGGAGGUCCGCACCGUGGUGUACACGACGGUUACGGUUAUUGAUAACUCGGUGAUGACGCUGACGGGCACGGCGAUCGUGGAUAUCAACACGCAGGAGUUCCCUGUUACGCGUGUUGCUUACACCACGGUCACGGGGACGAGGGUGGCGACUGCGACGGUGACGGUUUGUGAUGUUUAGGGGGGCUGGUUAGUGGUGGGAGUAUAUACUUGAAUUGUUAUACUAGGUGCGAGUCGCGACUUGUAGAUGUGUAGAAUGGGGUACACUUCCCUGCCUGGCAGC
Molecule: messenger RNA, 1281 nt
Organism: Chaetomium fimeti
Lineage: Eukaryota; Fungi; Ascomycota; Sordariomycetes; Sordariales; Chaetomiaceae
Exons: 1
Coding region: 115-1179 (354 amino acids)
Source: RefSeq, a predicted model, not a curated record